AUGAAGUUCCCCGGCGUCACGGCUACUGUGAGCUUGCUCUUGACUGUCCUGCCUACUGUAGGCGGUGCUCCCACUUCAACAAACGGCAAUGCCGCAGCCAAUCCCAACCUGAGAGGCUCGCCAGAGCUGGUCGGUCUUCUACCCGGCCAAAAAGAGAAUAGCAAGACUGGGUCAUACCUUGAUUUCGAAAGUGUUGAGAACCCUCAGCCUAUUCGAGGCAGUAAGGGUGGUGAUGACCCUGGCCCACGAGACUAUUCAUAUGAAAGGAUCAACAGCGACAAAUACGCUCCUCCGGGCACCGACAAUGGGGCCACAAUCAAUGCGCAGUGGCCGAUGGGACUGAGUCAUAACAGGCUCGGACUCGACAAGUCUGGAUGGGCUCGUCAACAAAACACGGAUGUGCUGCCAGAUGCCAAAGAAAUGGCGGGUGUGGACAUGCGAUUAGAACCAGCGGCAUACCGCGAGCUUCACUGGCAUGUGGCUGCUGAGUGGUCUUUGGUUCUGAACGGAUCCUGCCGCAUCCAGGCCAUCAACGAAGACGGAGAGACCUUUGUGGACGAUGUCCAAGCUGGUGACGUGUGGUACUUCCCACCUGGGGUUCCUCACUCUAUCCAAGCCCUUGAUGACGGCGUCGAGUUCCUUCUGGUCUUCGAUCAGGGUUCCUUCAACGAAGACAACACCUUCCUCGCAUCGGAGGUUUUCAUGCACAAUCCGCGAGAGGUCAUGGCAAAGAAUCUCGGAGUGCCCGUGUCCGCUUUCGACAAUAUCCCCGACAAAGAACUUUACAUCUUCAACGGUACACCCGCCCCAAAGCAAAUCGAGGACCAGAAUGUCACAACGGGGGCUGGGAUCAUUCCCCAAUCAAGAAGCUACUCAUAUCACUUUUCUCAGCAACCCGCUCACGAGGUUGCGGGAGGAUCCGUAAAGAUCGUCGACCCUCUAACUUUCCCAAUUGCCAGCAACUUCUCCGCCGCGAUCGUGACCGUCAACCCUGGUGGCAUGCGCGAAAUCCACUGGCAUCCGUCUAGCGAUGAGUGGACAUUCUUCAUCAAGGGGCAGGGCCGUGGAACCCUAUUCACUGCUCCCAGUGACGCGACGACAUUUGACUAUCGUGCCGGAGACGUAGCAUACUUCCCCAAGUCGAAUAGCCACUAUAUUGAGAACACAGGUGACGAGGACUUAGUCUUUGUUGAAGUGCUCCAGGCUCCAAAGUUCACUGAUGUGGCGUUGGGUCAGUGGAUUGCCUCCACGCCCCGACAAAUUGUCAAAGACACUUUGAACCUCAGCGACGACACCCUAAGUAGAAUCAGUACCGAAAAGCAGUAUGUUGUUGCCGGCGAACCCAAGAGCUCACAACCAUGA
Messenger RNA from Penicillium diatomitis, 1362 nucleotides. RefSeq names its product putative oxalate decarboxylase. Gene Ontology annotation, biological process: oxalate metabolic process. The transcript has 9 exons. NCBI's taxonomy places the organism in Eukaryota, Fungi, Ascomycota, Eurotiomycetes, Eurotiales, Aspergillaceae. The record is from RefSeq and is a predicted model, not a curated record. The coding region runs from base 1 to 1362 and encodes 453 amino acids.